GUCCAGGCCACAGCGCGCCGAACUCGCUUUCGUCAUCCAAACGGACUUGCUUGGUCGAGCCAACCGCACCGAUUCCGUCCUUGGGCCGAUGAACAGCACCAGCCCGGACUCGGUCGCCGCACCCACAGACAAGGCUGGAUACUGCAGCCUCUGCCGGGCAAACUUUCUCAACGGCAAGCGCCAUUUCUUCACCCAGACCCAUGCUGCGAAUGUCCAGCGGCUCUUGUCUCGACAGAAGGAGAAAAACGAUGGCUUUCGCCAACACCUCCGCAAUGUCCUGAUCAUCACCGAUUCAACCAAGCAGCCCGACACUUGGUGCUUGUUCUGCGACUCCAAAAUCAAGGCCAGCAUCGACUUUGUGCCGGAUUUUCACAUAUACUGCAUUCACAUCUUUGAGCACUGGGCCAGCGCAUCGCACCUCAAGGCCUUGAAGCGAUGGCUCUAUACCCAUAAAAUUGAUAUGUCGCGGCUCGGAGAGUUUUCUCUGACGGCCGAGCGGCUGGAUGAGUUUCACUGCAUCGCUCGACUCAAGCUUGCUCAGCAGCCGCCUCUCAAGAAACCCAGGGUGUCAUCGCCAACACACCCGCCAGACCCGCAGCUUGUUGGCCGGCUCGACCAAACAUCGACUCUGAAGCCUGCGACUGCCGGCCCAAGCAGCGCCAUCCAUCUACACGGCACUGGUGCUGCAGAUGCCUCUGUGUCGAAUCGUCCGAUAUCCAGCCGCCUCGAUCCUUCCAUCGGGCUCGCUCGGAUUGUUCUCCCUUCGGGCUCUCAGGGCCCGCAGAGGUCCCAGCCCAGCAUCCCCCCAUGGCUCCAAGACGAGCCAGUGUCCAGCGACGACGGACAAGCUCCGGCGUGCGGGCCAUCGAUCGUGGACUACUUGCUGCAUAAGCAACAUGAGGCAGCCCGGCGGCUCAAUCCCAACCGAGUCGGUGCCAACCAGACCUUUGGCGGGGAUGUUGGCGACGACUGGCUACCAAACUUUGGUCGGGUAUGGAACAGCGGCAAGCGGUCCGAAACCGCCCGCGAGUUCCGGGACGAGAAACGCAAGCGGAACAGAGGCCCAAACGAAUGACACGAGCAAGUUGACGAUGCGCAUAGCCAAGACAUUUUUGCUUCUGAGCUUGCGUCUCUGCUGCCCAAACGAAGCCCAGUGUCGUGGCAUCGCGGUGCUGGCCGAUGAUGCUCGCCUCAGAGGCAAUACAAUCACUACGGUGCAAUUCUUUGCUCCCCACCACACCGCUGGCGAGCCCCAUAGUGAUGUCGUGGCGCUCAUUCCAAAACGGCCAUGUCCCGGAA
Messenger RNA from Polychytrium aggregatum, 1299 nucleotides. Its product is annotated as coiled coil protein 84-domain-containing protein. The record is from RefSeq and is a predicted model, not a curated record. The transcript has 7 exons. NCBI's taxonomy places the organism in Eukaryota, Fungi, Chytridiomycota, Chytridiomycetes, Polychytriales. Bases 89 to 1075 code for a protein of 328 amino acids.